CUUCUGUCAAUUCUCUCUCUACACCCGCCCACAACGUCUCUAUAUUUUCAGAAAAAAAGUACCCAAAAAAACAAAAAAAAAAAAAAAAGGAAAAAAAGAAAAAGGAGAAGAAAAUAAAAAAGAAAGAAAAGCAAGAAACUGAAUAUAGAAAAGAAAUUUUUGUGGACAAAAUGGGAAAGUUGAUCUGUGAUUCCACGGCGUCAUCUCCGGUGAUCCCGUGGCAUGACCCCACCACUACCCCAUCUUCCUUAGACUCCGCCGCCACUGUCGCCGUCGGGGAAAUUGUUGGAAAGUCAACGCCUGUGCCGGAAAAUAUUAUAUCAUGGGAAAAUGUGCGGGGAUUAGAGGACCAGCAGAAGAAGCAUUUGACAAGGCUUUACAAUAAGGGAGUUUUGUGGAAGCACCCAGAGGACAAGAGCUUGAUUAUUGUGUUUAAGCUUAGCCAUGGAGGGGAGGUGGAGGCGGAUGGGAAUUGCCUUUUCACGGCGGCAAGUAGAUCGAUGGGAGGUGGGGUGACGGCGAGGGAACUGAGGAUGAGAUCUGUGAGGAGAUUCGUGGAGGAUUUGGCAGCGGCGGACGAGGAAACGAAAGGGGUUAUUGAAUCGGCGAUUCGGCACAUGUAUGCGCCGGAUCUGAAGUCGGGUUGGGGGAUUCAUGUGGUUCAGGAGGUUAAAAUGUUAACGAAAAAAAAAGAUCGAGAGGGGUUGGAAUCCUCUAUCAAUGAGCUUAUUCAGAUUGGCAUGCAGAGGUAUAUAUAAAUUCUCAAAAUUUUCUUGGAUCCAAGUAUCUGGAUUUUGAUUUUUCUUAGAUCUUUUCUCCCCAACAAUCAAGAUUUUCUUUUUCUGGAUUUGGGUUCUCUGUAUGAUUCCUCCAUUUAUGAUAUAUAUUUUUUUUUUGGUCGGAAAAAAAACUUUUUUGCUAUUUUUUGUGAUAUAAGAACUGAACAAAUAAAUUCAAUAUUUAAGAAUUCCUUUUCAAAUUUGAGGAUUUUCGGAGAUUUCCUUUAUCCGGCAUCAAACGGAGUUACGGGAAGUACGAGCAAAUGGAACACCUUUCAGGAGUUUUAAGAAUUCCUUUUCAAAUUAGAGGAUUUUCAGAUAUAUUUAGACAGAUUUAAAAAUCUGUUUUUGGAUGUCCGAGAAAAUUCAGAAAUCUUGUUUCUUGUUUCUGAGUUUGGUUUUGAAAAGUUAGUUUUGAUAAUUUAUUUGCUUUCAGCACGAAUAGAAGAUUGUU
Olea europaea var. sylvestris is the source of this 1233-nucleotide messenger RNA. RefSeq lists its product as uncharacterized. NCBI's taxonomy places the organism in Eukaryota, Viridiplantae, Streptophyta, Magnoliopsida, Lamiales, Oleaceae. The transcript has a single exon. Bases 171 to 758 code for a protein of 195 amino acids. The record is from RefSeq and is a predicted model, not a curated record.